AUGCCAGAACCAGGUGAAGACGCCCAUUACUUGCCGCUUUUGUCUAUGGUCAAAAAAACGGCAUCGACAGCAGAUAAGCUGAAAGAGAGGGUUGUGAACGAUGCGGGAGCGCGCUCCAAGGAUGAAGCGAGCUUGAAUGACGUGUUAUUCCAGGGCGAGAAUCUCAUUGCGGACAUCUUGUUAGUGCUCCUCAGGUUUAGACAAUUACCGAUCGUAAUUACGGCGGAUAUCGAGAAGGCGUAUCUGCACUUCGAGAUAAUGGCAGAACAUCGGACGUAUCUAAGAUUCCUAUGGCCACUGGGCAUCGGAAAAAAUCCAGGUGCGCCUAUGAAAGAAUUCCGAUCAUGUAGAUUAUCAUUCGGGUUAAUAUCAGCCCCGUGGUUGCAUUGCGCGGGCAUAAAGCACCACUUAAAUUCGGAGAUACGGGCUAAACCAGAACACAGGGAAUUGCUCGAAUUCGUGAAACAACACUUCUACGUUGAUGAUUUGCUCGUAGGAGCGGAAUCGGUGGAAGACGGGAAAGAUAAAGUUGCGACUUUAGUCGAGGUCUUCAAAACAGGAUGCUUUCCGCUCAAGAGAUUCGCGACAUCCUCUAGAGAGCUCGGCGAAUAUAUUCAAGACAAAUAUCCGGAGGCAACGGUGGCUUUCGGAGAAGAGAACGCGAAAUUUCUCGGGGUGAGAUGGAACCAGAUCGGUGACUCGAUCCAUGUCGAUGUCUCGACGGGGUUGCUCUUCUUCGGAAACAGCAGAGCCACGAAGAGGGCUAUUCUCAAAGGAGUAAGCCAAGUGUUCGAUCCCUUAGGCCUGCUGGCUCCGAUCACACUUGGCUUCAAAUUACUGCUGCAGCGACUAUGGCAAACAAGGAUCGACUGGGACAGUCUGAUCGAAGGAGAAGAAUUGGCAGAAUUCGAAUCGAGCAUAGAAAAAUUGAAAAGGGCUACAUGCCUUAAUUUCGAGCGUCGAUUCAUAGAUUCAGAGGUCGGGGGCAGCACGGAACUACAUGUAUUCUGUGAUGCGAGUCUUACGGCUUACGGUUGCGUGGCAUACGCUAGAAACUUCCAGGAGAGCGGAAGAAUAUCAACCACGUUGAUCAUCGCGAAAGGAAGGGUGGCUCCCCUGAAGGGAGAUUGGUCGAUUCACAGACUAGAACUUCUCGGAGCGAUAAUCGCGGUGAGAAUCGCCAAAAAGAUACAGCAGGCAUACCUGGGAGAGUUCUCGGUGGUCAAAUUCUGGUGUGAUAACGCAUGCGUGCUAGCUUGGAUCCGAGAUCGUCCCGAUAGAUGGAAGACCUUCAAGGAGAAUAGAAUCAUUGAGAUCCAGCAGGGAACGAAAGCAGAGCAAUGGAAUUACAUCAGAUCGGCCGAGAAUCCGGCAGACCUGCUGAGUCGGGCGUCGCUCCUAGAUACGGAGGAGCUCAGAAGCUUCUGGCUUUUCGGACCAGAAUGGUUGCGAUCGGGGGAAAAUCCGCGAAGUCACGGCCUGAACGACGUCUCGGCAGAGAGAGAAGUCAUACACGAACGUAGAGCUCAGUGCUUCGUCGGAGCAAUCUCAGAACGAACUUCGAGAGAGACAAUCGGAUUGAAACCGUUGUCGUCCUGGCCGAAGGCGGUACGCAUUGUAGCAUACAUGCUGAGGUGGAGACAGCGAAACAGCGAGGGCACUCCGAGAGAUGGUUUGGUGAUAGGUGCGGAUGAAUUCCAAAGAGCAGAACUAUCGAUCAUCAAGAAUAUUCAGGCUUGCCAUUUCGCAACGGAAUUGGAUUCAGGCAUGAAGGAUCUCUCAAAAAAUAGCCAGCUCUAUCAGUAUAAGCCUUUCUUGGACGAUGAUGGAAUCGAAGCAUUCCAGGCAUAUUGCAGAGGUGUAGGCAAAGCAAUAACGAGUUGCAAAGUAUGCGUAAAAUACAGGGCUCAACCGGCGGUGGAGUGCGUUCCACCAUUACCUAAAUUUCGAAUCGAAACCGCGCCUGCUUUCACGGUAGCUGCGGUUGAUGCAGCGGGACCGUUCCCAGUCAGAUCGAAAGAGGGGAUAUUCCCUGCGCACAUAAUGCUCUUUUGCGAUCCAAUCUCGCGGGCAGUCAGGCUAGAAUUGGUGCAGAAUCUAUCGACCUACGAGUUUCUCCUUGCGAUGAGAAGAUUUUACAACAGAAAUCCAACGGUCAUGAGAUUCUUUUCCGACAACGCGGCGUCAUUCCGAAGAGCGGCAAAGGAAAUCAAAUGGCUAUUCGAUCUUGCGAGAUCAGAGGAAACUCAAGAAUUUCUGUCGAAGAACAGAAUAACAUGGGAAUUUAACACCGAGAGAGCGCCGUGGCGUGGAGGCUUCUACGAAAGGCUUUUCCGAACGAUCAAACAGCCGCUGAGGAAAAUAUUGGGGAGAAAUUUACCGUCAUUCAGAGAACUAGAAACAGUCCUCACGGACAUAGAAAAAAUGGUAAACGACAGACCACUGACUCAUGUAGGCAACGAUCCGAAUGAGGUGCUGCCCCUCAGACCAUCGGAUCUGCUGUAUGGAGUCCAGGCGAGACCAGCGUUACCAGAGACGAUGGAAAUCAUCAAUAGCGCGGAGCAUGCUACGGCAGAAGCAUUGACGACCAGAUGGAAGCAUCAGCAAAACAUUAUGAAUGAUUUCUGGAAACGAUUCCGUAAGGAAUACAUUCAACAUUUGCGAACAGCGCACAUGAGCAAACCGGUCAGGGAACGUCCCAUCAAAAUCGGAGACGUAGUCCUCGUAGAUGAUCCGGCAGCUUCGCGAAGCUAUUGGCCAAUGGGGAGAGUAACGGAGUUUUCUGGCCGGGAGGGGCCGGAUGGAAAGCGUAGGACCUGCAUGGUCAGGUUACCAUCCGGAAAGUCUCUGCGGAGGCCCAUUCAACUAUUAUACCAACUCGAUAUAGCCCAGUAUUAA
Galendromus occidentalis (western predatory mite) is the source of this 2898-nucleotide messenger RNA. RefSeq lists its product as uncharacterized. The transcript is spliced from 2 exons. Gene Ontology annotation, biological process: DNA integration. Bases 1 to 2898 code for a protein of 965 amino acids. The record is from RefSeq and is a predicted model, not a curated record. Lineage: Eukaryota; Metazoa; Arthropoda; Arachnida; Mesostigmata; Phytoseiidae. Gene Ontology annotation, molecular function: nucleic acid binding.